Molecule: messenger RNA, 1317 nt
Organism: Nicotiana attenuata
Lineage: Eukaryota; Viridiplantae; Streptophyta; Magnoliopsida; Solanales; Solanaceae
Exons: 1
Coding region: 1-1317 (438 amino acids)
Source: RefSeq, a predicted model, not a curated record
AUGUCUACUGUAAAAACAUUGAUUGCUGUGGCUGUCAAACAACACUGGCCCUUGUUCCAACUUGAUGUCAAUAAUGCAUUCUUGCAUGGGGAUCUUGAUGAAGAGGUUUUCAUGAAAAUACCUCCUGGUUUGUCUGUUUCUCCCUCUUCAUCUACUUCUCCUCCUUUGGUUUGUAAACUACUCAAAUCCCUCUAUGGUUUGAGACAGGAUUCCAGGCAAUGGUAUGCAAAGUUGUCUCAGACUCUUUGCUCUAGAGGAUAUUCUCAUUCUUUGAAUGACUACUCUCUAUUCACUAGGGGUUCUGGUUCUUCUUUGGUGAUUUUUGCUGUGUAUGUGGAUGACAUAAUUCUGACUGGUACUGAUCUAUCUGAGAUUUCAUCCUUAAAAGGCUUUCUACAUGAGCAGUUCAGGAUUAAGGACCUUGGUUCCCUUAACUAUUUUCUGGGUAUUGAAGUGCUUUAUUGUGAUUCUGGUGUUCUUCUUCAUCAAAAGAAAUUCACUCAUGAUUUAUUAGAGUCCUUUGACUCUUCUGCCUCUUCAGUUGUGGUCUGUCCACUUACUAUCAAUGAGAAGUUGAAGGCUUCUGUUGGUGAUCUUCUGCCCAAGCCUGAGGAAUAUAGGUGUUUAGUGGGCAAGUUGAAUUUUUUAACCCACACUCGCCCUGAUAUCAGUUUUGCUGUCCAGCACCUUAGCCAGUUCCUGCAAUCCCCCCGUAUUCCCCAUAUGCAGGCUGCCUUAUAUCUCUUGCGCUAUUUGAAAGGGACUUCUGAUUUUGGCCUGUUUUUCAGUCAUUCCCCUGAUCUUGGCUUAAGAGUCUACUGUGAUAGUGACUGGGCUUCUUGUGCUGAUAGUAGACGGUCCGUUACUGGUUUUUGUGUAUUUCUGGGUGACUGUUUGGUGAGUUGGAAGUCUAAGAAACAGCCUGUGGUUUCUCUUUCCUCUGCUGAGGCUGAAUACAGGGCCAUGAGUAAAGCUGCUGCUGAAGUUACUUGGCUUUCCAGAUUGUUAUCUGACUUUGGUCUUUCUUCUUCUGCUCGUGUUUCCUUAUUCUGUGAUAAUCAGGCUGCAUUGCACAUUGCUCGCAACCCUGUUUUCCCUGAGCGGACCAAACAUAUAGAGUUGGACUGUCAUUUUAUCAGAGGAAAAAUUGGUGAUGGCUUGAUCAGUUUGGCUCAUGUUUCUAGUGCUGCUCAAGUUGCUGAUAUCCUUACCAAGGCACUCCCUGGGCCUGCUCAUCAUCUCCAUCUUGGCAAGUUGGGGGUUCUUUCACCCUCCAACUUGAGGGGGGCUGUUAGAAUAAUAGAAGAAAAAGGCUGA